GUGGGGGCGUCAGCGGCAUACCUACAGACAGGAGUUUUCCACGCGGGCAGAUUCAACUCCUUCCUCCUCUUCUCCGUCCUCGUUAUUGCGUGGCUCAAUCUAAGUAACGAUGGAUUCGAUUCUUUCACUGGCGUGGAUAAGACGAAGCCAGAGUCUGUGGUCAACCUGACGGGCAGUCGCUUCCGAGUGCUGGCAGCGGCUUUCCUCAUGCUGGGGGUGGGCCUCGCAGGGAUCUUCUCAGGUGCAGCUGCUGUUGCGGAUCCACGUGUUGGAUGGCUAUUGGCCGCCUCAAUUGCCUGUGGCUACGUGUAUCAGUGUCCGCCUUUCCGCCUGAGCUACAGGGGCUUGGGCGAGCCCCUCUGCUUCUUCGCUUUCGGCCCCUCUGCUACCACUGCCUUCUACCUGCACCAGGCCAGCAACCCGGGCGCGCCAGCACCGGUGUCAGCAGCAGUGCUGGCAGCAUCGGUGCUGGUGGGCAUCACCACCACGCUCAUUCUCUUCUGCUCGCACUUCCACCAGAUCGACGGAGACAGAGCCAAGGGCAAGCUCUCCCCGCUAGUGCGCCUCGGCACAGCCACCGGGUGUGAAGUGGUGCGAGUGUCUGUGCUCGCACUCUACAUCUUCUCCGCUGCCUUCGUUGCCACGGGGGUUCUCCCAUGGACCUGCUUGCUUGCUGCAGCCGCCACGCUCCCCAUUGGUCGCAUCGUGGUCAACUUUGUCUCGUCGCAUCAUCAGGUUCGUCCGGCUGCCUAA
This is a messenger RNA of Closterium sp. NIES-65, 753 nucleotides long. Lineage: Eukaryota; Viridiplantae; Streptophyta; Zygnematophyceae; Desmidiales; Closteriaceae. The record is from the annotation of a GenBank genome assembly.